Messenger RNA from Acaulospora colombiana, 273 nucleotides. Lineage: Eukaryota; Fungi; Glomeromycota; Glomeromycetes; Diversisporales; Acaulosporaceae. The record is from the annotation of a GenBank genome assembly.
AUCUUGCAUAAGGGUUGUAAUGAGUUGAAAAUUUUUGAGGAACCCGAAAGAAAUGUUGAUAAUAAUUAUGUGGAAGAAUUGAGAAACGAAGAUUUGUCAUUUCUGAUUGUUGAGGAUAAUUCAAUCAAUGCCAUGAUUCUAAAGAAGAUGUUAACACAAGCUGGACAUAAUAAUUAUGAUGUCGCAGUUAAUGGCCGUGAAGCGGUUGAAAAGUUUUACGAGAAAUUUUAUGAUAUCAUAUUUAUGGACCUUCAAAUGCCGAUAUGUGAUGGG